AUGUGUACCAGAAGGAGGAACCUUGCUGGCCCAGCCAUGGAAUGUUUAGCUUACGAAGCUGCACAGCUUGGGAAGAUUGAUUUCCUGAGGGAUGGGGUGAACAUCUCUGAAAUUCUCCGCCAAGAAACAAUCCAGCGGAAAGACAAUCUUCUUCACAUUGCCGCGAAUUUCGGGCAGGUGGACUUUGCCAGAGAGGCCAUACGCUUGAAUCCAGGGCUUUUAAGUCAAGCUAACAUGAAAGGUGACACUCCAUUGCAUACUGCAUCGAGGACAGGCUGUUUAGGCAUGGUUGAACAAUUUAUUAGCAGCUCCAAAGCACUAUGUUAUGACAUUGAAAGGAUUAGGGAAAAUGCGCCACAGGAUUUGCUGAUGGUGAAUCAGGAGGGUGAUACAGCACUUCAUGUAGCAGUGAGAUACGGUCAUCUUGAUGUGGUGAAAUUAUUGGUAAACGCGGAUAUUGAAUUAAUGCUGCAUAUGUAUAAUAAGGCUAAUGAGUCCCCGCUUUAUUUGGCUGUAGAAAGAGGAUUUUUCGCCAUUGCAAAACAUAUCUUAAAUAAGUGUCCAACAUGUUCUCAUAGGGGCACCAAAGGCAUGACAGCUUUGCAUGCGGCUGUGGUUCGAACCCAGCAAGGAAUCAAAUAUGGCAAUUCAAUUCCGGUGCUGUCAUUAGAAAGACUUCGGAGCUCAACUCGUGAAUGUUCUUCGCGUUUAAAAGGAUACUUUAAAGAAAACACAUCGAGUCAAAAUAGCCAUGAACGUGGAAAUGAUGGUCCUCAUUUGAUAUCUUUAGAAAGGCUGCGACAGUUUGUUUAUAAUAUUGUUUUCAAGGUUCUAGAGUACCUUGGUGGACCUGUCUCAAAUCAAACUGAUGACAUUAUGGCAAUACUACUGGUCGAAAGGGAAGGUAUGAAGAUAGUUCUGCUCUUCACAUAG
Molecule: messenger RNA, 933 nt
Organism: Vitis riparia (riverbank grape)
Lineage: Eukaryota; Viridiplantae; Streptophyta; Magnoliopsida; Vitales; Vitaceae
Product: ankyrin repeat-containing protein At2g01680-like
Exons: 5
Coding region: 1-933 (310 amino acids)
Molecular function (GO): protein binding
Source: RefSeq, a predicted model, not a curated record